AUGACAAGGAGUGGGAAGACUUUGGAUGAUGUUCCUAGAGCCAAUGAGGAUCCUAAGUCCAAUGGGAAGGAUCAAGAGGGAGUCGUUGAGUCUAGCGACAAUGAUGUGGUAGAAGAGGAGCCUCCCAUCGAUGAUGUGGGAGACACUCCUAUACAAAAAGAGGAAACUCUUAUACCUCUCCCCACUCCUAAACUUCCCUAUCCCCAAAGAUUCAUAAGGCACAAGUUAGAUGUGCAAUUCUCAAAAUUUCUUGAGAAUCUUCGAAAAUUGCAUAUCACUCUCCCCUUUACGGAUGCGUUGAAACAAAUGCCUACCUACUCAAGAUUUCUUAAAAAAAUCUUGAGUGGGAAGCGGAAUUGCGGCGUAAAGGAGACGGUGAACCUCACCGAGAAUUGUAGUGCUAUUAUUCUUAACCAAAUGCCACCCAAACUGAAAGACCCGGGGAGUUUUUCUAUCCCUUGUGCUAUUAAGGAGCUUGAAAUAAGCAAGGCCUUGUGUGAUUUGGGUGCUAGCGUUAGUCUAAUGCCUUAUUCGGUGUUCGCCAAGCUUGAAGUUGGUGAUCUUGCCCCAACCAACAUUACAUUGCAACUUGCCGACCGUUCGGUCAAGUACCCUAUUGGCAAGAUUCAGGAUGUACUCUUGAGAGUGGGCGGAUUAGUGAUCCCCGUUGAUUUUGUCGUCUUGGACAUCAAUGAGGAUGCCCAUUGUUAG
This is a messenger RNA of Spinacia oleracea (spinach), 711 nucleotides long. RefSeq lists its product as uncharacterized. The transcript has a single exon. Lineage: Eukaryota; Viridiplantae; Streptophyta; Magnoliopsida; Caryophyllales; Amaranthaceae. The coding region runs from base 1 to 711 and encodes 236 amino acids. The record is from RefSeq and is a predicted model, not a curated record.